GAUGACACGCCGCUGUAUGGAUACGCCUUGCUAGCGACCACGUCGGUGAUGUUCUUUGUGUCGAUCUAUUCCUUGGUUGUGUCAAAGUUCAUGCCGCACACUGGAAUCCGGUUCCUGGACAUGAUAAAGGACGACCAGUACUACUGCCUACUCGUGCCGAUCACCAGCCUGUCGUUCGUCGUUGCUGUGUUCUGGAACUGGCUUGGAAUGAAGUUCUUCCGGCACAACUAG
This is a messenger RNA of Linderina pennispora, 231 nucleotides long. RefSeq lists its product as uncharacterized. The transcript has a single exon. The record is from RefSeq and is a predicted model, not a curated record. NCBI's taxonomy places the organism in Eukaryota, Fungi, Kickxellomycota, Kickxellomycetes, Kickxellales, Kickxellaceae. The annotation marks the transcript as partial.